This is a messenger RNA of Dryobates pubescens (Downy woodpecker), 924 nucleotides long. RefSeq names its product short transmembrane mitochondrial protein 1. Lineage: Eukaryota; Metazoa; Chordata; Aves; Piciformes; Picidae. The coding region runs from base 84 to 233 and encodes 49 amino acids. The record is from RefSeq and is a predicted model, not a curated record. The transcript has a single exon.
CCGGAAGAGAAGCUGCCGCCGCCAGUUUGACUUCCCCAGCUGGCCGGCAGGGACUGAGGCAAAGAAGCAGGCAAGCAGGCGCCAUGCUGCAGUUCUUGCUUGGUUUUACUCUUGGCAAUGUGGUUGGGAUGUAUGUGGCUCAGAACUAUGAUAUUCCUAACAUUGCAAAGAAGCUUGAAGAUUUUAAGAAGGAUGUGGAAGCUAAGAAGAAACCUCCUAGUGACAAGUCCUAAGAGGGUGGUGUUACCCAGGUCACCUCUGUGCAUGCAUGAAGGAUGCAGUUUACUUUUCAGGCAACAAAGGCCAAGCAGAGAGUUGGCAUGGGAAGUUCCUCCAUUUUUAGUCUCCUAGAACUGGAAUGCCCUUCUUUUGAAAGAGCAAUCAUGAACUUUUCCUGGGACUGCUUUUCAGGGGUUUCAGAAUUUGGAUUUGCAGUUGAUAUGUGACUGCAUAAUAAGAUCAUUUGUAAUUUUUGUUAUUACUUUUCCUAAUAUUUUGUACCCCAUUUUUACCUGAUCCAACUGGAGUCCUGUUUGUCCUGUAACUAAGCGUCCCUCACACUUUGUAAUACCUUAGUUCUUAGAACACUGCGAGAGAAAUUAAAUGCAUCAAGAAGUGGCUUUCAGGGUUUCUUGUCAUUUGUUGUGAGCAGCUACACUUCACUGCCCUUAAGAUACUCAUUCAAGAUGGGAAAGUUAGUCAAACUAUGAAUCUGAGGAGAAUGUGAGAGCUCCUGCUCUUUCCAUUGUUAAGUGAUCACUUCCAACAGUGCAGACUUUGCACGGACAUGGCUAAUGUCAAAAAUAUCAACUUCAAGAUUCUGUCACUGUCCUUGGAGCUGUUCAAGAAAUGUGUAGACAUGGCACUUCAGGACAUGGUUUAAUAGCUGUGGUGGUCUUAGGUUGAAGGUUGGACUUGAUGAUC